AUGGGAACAACAAACAAAUUUGCGUUGGGAAUUGCUCAAUCUAAUUCUGGGGCACUUCCUCUUUUUGAAGAAAUUGGAUUAAAGAAAUAUAUAGCUACAAGUUCAACAAUUCCUCUUCCUAUUCACUUGCAUUUUCUUGGCCAGAAAGGCUAUUAUUUAAUGCCUGGUAAGCAUUUUGUCUGUAGCGUAGUUAUUUUAAAAUAAAUUUUUCGACUCAACUCAAUAAGCUCUUUCGAUUGAUUUUAAAAAUUCUUCGGUACUAUGCGUCUUCGGUACUGUGCGUUCUCCCCCAAUUUCCGUAAAUGUUGCACGCAAACUUUUGUCUUCACCUUCUU
Meloidogyne enterolobii is the source of this 335-nucleotide messenger RNA. The record is from the annotation of a GenBank genome assembly. Lineage: Eukaryota; Metazoa; Nematoda; Chromadorea; Rhabditida; Meloidogynidae.